CAACAGGCUUUCGUUUGGGCUUUUGCAGCAGUGACAGAGGAGGAGCUGUCCCAGGCCCUGGUGGAUGGUGUGGAGAUCACGGCCCCCCCAGCCCGGAGGAACGUGGAGAACGGCUGGGCCGAGUGCACGGAAUCCAGUGCCGCUGGAUCCACCAUGGAGCCCGGGAGCGAACUGCUGGGCUCCAGCCUGGAGGAGACAAACAAAAUUCGAGAGGAGCUUGAUAUGAAGCCUGUUCCCAGGGAUAAAUAUUCCUCCUUUUCCCCUCGAGAGACAGACUGCAACCGCAAGAAGAGAAACAACGUCCUGAACGCCAUCCUGCUCCUCAUGAAGGAGCUGGACGCCGAGGGGCUGGAGAUCAUCCAGCAGACGGUGGUGAGGAGACUCCAGGCCUUGCAGAAGAAGGAGCUGCAGGAGGAGUGAGGGUGCCCAUGGCCAUUCCAACCCUCCCUGGAGCCCCAGCCCCACGGUGCCAUCCUGCCCACACAGCCCUGGCUGCAGCCAAAGCCUCGGUGCUCCCGCUGUGCUUCCCGUGGGGAGGGGCUGGGCCGGGAAGCUGCUGCUGGCUCCUUCUCCGGAGCUUUCCUGCCUGGGGAGCAGGCUCUGUUCAUGUUUGUAUCCCGUGUCUUUGGGGCUGUUGGAUGGGAACUGCAGGCAAAUCAACAAAGCAGGAAGGAGCAGGGCUGCAGCCAGAGGUGCUGUGUGAUCCAAGGGGGUGGCAACUGGAAAAGUCACCGCUCGUGGGCAGCUCCCACUCAGACUGACCCUCGGCCAGCCUGGGGUGUGUUGAAGCCUCUGGAGGCAGUUUCUACCACAAAGAUUUGGUUUUGUGAAGUCCAUCAAGGAGACAUUUCCUGAGAUGAUCACCAAGAACCGUCUGGUGCAGGUUGUGAAGGUCAAUGUCAAAUUCUUAAUUUCUUUUCCAAGCCCUGACUGGCUUCCUCUGGUCACGGCCAGUGCUUCCUUUAGCACUGCUUUGGGGGUCAGGCAGACCAAAGAAAACCUUGGAGCAGCCUCAGUGCAACACAAAUGACUCCCAAAUCCUGGAUGCUCAGCUGUCCUCUCACCCCCACAUUCCCUGCAGGCAUUAGAGCAGCUUAAGGAAACAUCCAAGUGAAAGGGCCCUGGGCGGUGCUGCCUGCUUUGCCCAGACAUCAGGGGUGGGCGUUGCUCUCUAACUGAUAAAAAUGCAUUUACUAAGGUUUUAUAGAGCUGUUAAAUACAAGCUAAACUGUUGUGACAUACCAAAUAAACCCAAUUAUCCCUCGA
This is a messenger RNA of Pipra filicauda (Wire-tailed manakin), 1266 nucleotides long. RefSeq names its product cilia and flagella associated protein 410 (gene CFAP410). Gene Ontology annotation, biological process: cytoskeleton organization. The record is from RefSeq and is a predicted model, not a curated record. The annotation marks the transcript as partial. Lineage: Eukaryota; Metazoa; Chordata; Aves; Passeriformes; Pipridae. The transcript has 3 exons.